Molecule: messenger RNA, 3664 nt
Organism: Sinocyclocheilus grahami
Lineage: Eukaryota; Metazoa; Chordata; Actinopteri; Cypriniformes; Cyprinidae
Product: mitotic interactor and substrate of PLK1-like
Exons: 5
Coding region: 373-2979 (868 amino acids)
Source: RefSeq, a predicted model, not a curated record
CCAGGAAACUGGCCUGCUGUCAUUUUAUCAGCGGUUCACAGUUCACGAUGUCACACACGGACGCCAGUGACAGUGAGCAAAACUCCCUUACAACUACGUAAGCUUGUUCAAAGUGGUAGACACUCUUAUCUAUUGUUUUGAUGCAGUACGCAGACCAGAGAAUUUUUUCCCACAAUGAUAAAUUAUUCUUAAACAACGGAUUAGUACAUAUUUCUUCAAUAACAUGAGAGACAGGCAUCAACUGUGACAGUCAACCCAUAUGAUACAUGCACUCACUCCUCAGUAGACUAGCAGGCUGUGAUCCAUUCCCAUUCUUCUCUGAGACCUCUAAUUCCCAGGGCUGCCCAGAACCAUCCACCACCCAGAGUUCCCAUGAUCAGCAACCCAAAGCGCUGGGUGAUGAAGCCCUUCUCCCCUAAGCUAGAGCAGUCGGAUUUGCGCUCCAUAUUGAGCCCUACAGGCCAACCACAGUCACUAGAGAACACGUGGAGUAGCAGUCAGGAUGGUAACUCUUUCAGGUUCAGCUUUGAAAGCAUAACUGUAACAGACAUGCAGCCCACUGUGAUAGUGUCCUCUGGAUAUGGCAAUAGUCCUCCAGAUGUGGUGGUCCAGGCUAGGCAAGUGGCUGUGUCUGAGGAUGGAAGUGACAGUGAAGACUUUAGGCCCAGUACUCCAAGCAACCCCAGCAGCCCUGGAACCGCCAGCAGUACAGGCUCACAUGUUGGAUUCUAUUCCUUUGUAGAGGACCCAGCAAGUCCAGAAGCAGAGAUGAAUGAGGUCUACAUGGUUUCUUCACAAAGGCAGGCCAAACUGAAUACCCUGAAGGAGAAGAGCACCUUUAAGCUACAGACGUACACAGAGGAAAAAAUACCUGGAAGGCUUUUCGAAGAAACUAAUGGAGAUGACCAUUACCAAAUCGAGGAUGCCUCCACAAUGAACGAAGAUGGGGAAAAUCCAGACCGAAUUGAGAUCAUCCGGAAUCAGGCACCCAAGAAAAGCCCUGCCCUUAAAGAGCAGUGGAGUGUCUUAGAAAAUCUGAACCUCAGUAACACGCCACAAAGACUCCUGCAUGGGUUUAGUCUAAGCUACAAACCAGUGAGCGAGAAGACUGAAGAAGCCAGGGUGGAGCCUGGCACCAUAGACAAUGAGCAAAUUGACUUCAAUGCAGCACGAAAGCAGUUUCUAAUGAUGGAAGAAUCAAAACAGAACCCCUUCCUACAGAGUCCCGAGCGGCUCCCUUAUUCCCCCAAACUGCGGGGAAGAACUCUAUCCUCAACGGCCAGCAUCUUCACUCUAAGACAAGUAAGCAAAGAGAACAGCCCAGAGGAGAAUGAGAUCCCACAAGCAACACAACAAGAAAAAGAAGUAAAGACUGAAACUGUGACUGAGGAUUCAAAAAAUGGAGGUGCCUUAGAUGAUGUUGACUCUGGUCUUGGUGACCGAAGUGGAGGAUACGCCAGCGAUGGUAACAUUUCGAACGAUCCUUCCAUUUCAGAAAUGGAAAGCAGCUUGACGAUGUCAAGUGCAGAGGAGACUCCCAUUCAAAGGGAAAUCAGAAUUUCCCAACAACGGGAAGAGAGUCUACGUCGAUCAAGGGGUAUCUUGCACAAAGACAAUUCAGAGAUGGUGGAGAUCAGGAUAAAGCCAAUUCUGUCCCUGUCAUCGCCACAGGUGAAAGCUGCAAAACCCAAAGAACCCAACAGAGUAAGUUUCCUUAUUCAGAGAGAGCGUGAGCUUGAGAAACAGCGACAGAUCACAAACAGUGUUUCAAGCCAUGAUACCCAAGAGAACCAAGUACAGGACAAUAAGAAGUCAUUUGAGUCACAACCAGAUGAAAUUCCAGUAACAUCUUUGGGGGCAAGUCUAAGAGAAAGUCCCACAACUGAUUUAGAGCAAAGCACAGUCUCUGCAGAUGACAUGUUGAUUAGAGAGAAAGCUGCACUAGUAGAGGAAGGUGACCUUUUUGACUCAAAGGAAGUUCUUUCGCCUUGCUGUCCUCAUCGACAUCCUGAUGAAUCUAUCCUUCAGAGAAACUCUGACAGCAGCACUUUUGGAAAACAAGUCCAAGUAAGUGCAUGUCUUGAGGACCAUUUUAAAGUAAGCAUUAAUAAAGAAAAUGGUGUAGAGUGCCAAACCAAUACCCUCAGAACAAAGAAAGAGUCAUCCUGGAUUGUGGAAAAUGACAACAGCAUGUCAGGAAGGAACAGAUUUUACCCUCAAAAUUAUCCGUCCCCACUGGAACCUGCUAAAAUUAGUCGGUACACUCCUACCUGGAAAUCUCACCUCGAGUACACCGACUGGAGCCCCAAAAUGCAGAAUGCCCCAAACAGCAUCCGUCAGGAAAUCGAAGAAGACCUCAGACGAGAGCAAGAGCUCCAAGAGCUGAGAGAGUCCAGUAGUCAGUCUUUCUCAGUACCCAACCCAGCAUCCGUGAAUCCAGUGCCAAGUUCCUCUGAACCCAGGUCUCCUCUAACCAGCGAGGAAACUGUAUUUUCACCACAAACUCCACAUGGGAACAUGGCAGAAGUGGAUUCGGUAUUUUCAGAAAAGAAAACUAAUUACAGUAAUCCUUAUUCUGGGAGUCUGGACACUUCUCGAUCAUCCAUGACAGAUAAAAGUUCACAGUUGUCCUCACCACGACCCACUUUCAGACUUCCCUCUGUGUCAAUUAUGACACCCCAGCCAUGGGGCAGCCCGAAACCCAUGUCCCCAACUGUUUCCAGGACAACCCCCAUCAAGCCCUUGAGCGCACUUGCUGACCUGUCAUCGCUUUCUUCCCAGAAAGGUCUGACUGAGACACUGCUAAAGGACUUUGAGGACAGACGGGUCAAACUGAAGCUGGAAGAAAGUGCAUAUGCUGGGAUCCAACCUAUUGAUGCCAUAAACAAUGAGGUUGUAGUGGCCACCCGUGUAAUAAGGCAUAAAAACCAAAGAGCCCUGCAGUGGGAGGCAGGCAUGUACACCAACCAGGAGAGCUAAUGAAUCAGCACCGACAUAACAGGACACACCAGAAAUCAUCUUCAGAUGAGAAGGACUGGUUUUAAUUCCACAUUACACUUACCAAGCACUCUUCUAGUGUCACCUCACCAUAUAAAAUCAAUGAACAUGAAACAUGGACAUUGCUUCCAUCUCACUCAGUUUAGCUGGCUGGUCUGAAUCGACUGGUGUGGUGGAAAUAGGUGUAGGUGUGGAGAACAUCUUACCUGCUUGCAUGGGGUGAUUUGUAAGCUCUAGCAAACUGGAUCAUGAAAACUUUCUUAAUCUAUUUCUCCGCCCAGUACUAACAUUUAACUACCAUCCUUAAUACUUAUAAAAUAUACACAUUUAUACAGAUCUGUCAUCUGAAAAUACAACAUCAGACUGUGUUCCAAAUUAUUAAUGUCACUAACCUUCAGAUCCUCAGCACUUAAAUGGAUAGACCAGCUUGCUUUUUAUACAAGGAAUAAAACCAAAAAAGCAAAGUAGAAUCACAGAGCCGGGUUCCUACAUAGAGAGGAGGGACCAUGAGAUCUGGACCUGGACAUGAACUCAUUAAUACACAAGCCUGUUGAUCUAACAAAGUGGUCUUUAUUUUUAAAUAAUGUUGAAUCUUGCUUUCCACUGAAAAAAUAUAAAAUAUCAAUAGAAGAUUAUUUUUGUAUUGAAUAUUGAAGAUAAAGUUGCA